AUGCCAGUCGAUGAAUUGCCUAUGUAUCCGACACCCCAGCAAGCAGCUUAUACUGUUGGGAACCAAGCGCAGGGCAGUUCGAGAAAGCAAUCACACCCCAAACAAUCCAACGUCGUAUAUAGGCCAGCCCAGCACCUGAAGCCAGUUCCAUCACAAUAUUCACAUUUGCAACCUCAUAAUACUCAGGCAUAUCAAGGACAACCACCAGCAGAUUUCCAAGGACAAUACCUGUCGCCAUCGCAUCACCAGUCUCAAUCUCAUCCUCCACCUCCUCACGCACAACAAUAUCCUCAAUAUCAACCUCAGCCAGUCCAGCAGCAAUAUUAUCAACCUCAGCCAGUUCCUGUGCCUGUGAAACCUAGUUAUGGGUCAUAUGGAUCUAAUGAGUACGCGAGUUCGCCAGUAAAUCUGCAUCAUCCACAGCAUCAACCUCAACCUCAACCUCAACCCCAACCCCAACGUCAACCUCCACAACAGACUUAUCAAGUGCCUCCACAACAACAUCAACCAUAUCAAGGAAUGCCUCCACAACCUUCUCAACCACCUCAACAGACUCAAUCGUCCCAACAUCCACAACAGAGAUAUCAAAACUUCAAUAAUGCUCCUCAAGUGAGUAAUCAACAUCAAAACCCACACAAGAAACCGCCGCCAUCCAAUCCAACACCUACUGGAUCUAAAGAAUCGUUACUGAUCCCUAGUUCAACUCCUCCAAAACAACAUGUAUCCUCAAAACAAAAAUUGGAAAAUGAAUUGAAAUCUGUGUUUAACAAGGUGGAUAUUAAUCAUUCAGGAAAAAUAUCGUCAAAGGAAUUAUCAUUAGCUUUACUUAACUUUGAUCAUACAAGAUUCCAAGAUUCUACAAUUUCAUUAAUGAUUAAGUUAUUUAGUGGUUCUAAUGGUUCGAGCUCUGGAAGCCUGAAAUCUUUGACAUUCGAACAAUUUGUUUCCUUGUGGAAAUAUUUGUCCGCUUACAAGAAAUUAUUUGUAGCUGCUGACUCCAAUAAGUCAGGAGAUAUAUCGUUUGGAGAAUUUCAAAAAGUUUUAGAGCAGAUUGGUUAUAAAUUAAACAUAGAUUUAGUCUUGCAUCUAUUCCAAAAAUUUGCACAAAAGGCGAGGGAUGAUGGAUAUGAUGAUGGAUCAGUUGGUAAACUUAAAUUUGACGCUUUUAUCGAAUUAUUAGUUUAUUUAAGAAAACUAACAGAUAUCUUCAAAAAGUAUGAUAAAGACUUAUCAGGUGUUGCAACGAUUAAUUUCCUGGACUUUUUAUUCGAAGUAAGUAACUUAUCGUAA
Debaryomyces fabryi is the source of this 1290-nucleotide messenger RNA. RefSeq lists its product as uncharacterized. Gene Ontology annotation, molecular function: calcium ion binding. The transcript has a single exon. The coding region runs from base 1 to 1290 and encodes 429 amino acids. Lineage: Eukaryota; Fungi; Ascomycota; Pichiomycetes; Serinales; Debaryomycetaceae. The record is from RefSeq and is a predicted model, not a curated record.